Molecule: messenger RNA, 1065 nt
Organism: Eruca vesicaria subsp. sativa (arugula)
Lineage: Eukaryota; Viridiplantae; Streptophyta; Magnoliopsida; Brassicales; Brassicaceae
Source: the annotation of a GenBank genome assembly
AGAAGAAGACAAGGAGAGAUCCAGAAGAAGUAAAAGGAUGGCUUUGCAAUGGCUGAUUCUGUCGUACGUGGUGGCCGCCGAAGUAGUAAUCGCCGUGGUGUUGACUUUACCUUAUCCUAUGCUAGUGAAGAAACGCGUCGUGUCACUUGUCUCUCUCAUUCUCCAACCUGCUGCUUCCAUCGCCGCCUUUCAGCUCUGCGAUAUAUACUGGAAGAAUGAACAUAGACUCUCUUGCUCAUCUGAUGUAUGCACUGCUACAGAGCGUGAUCGUUACGAGAAAUCUAUCUACAAGUCUCAGAGGAAUGUUGUUCUGUGUGCUGCAGGAAUUCUUCUCUACUGGUGCAUUUACCGUAUCUGCAAGUACAACAAGGACCUGGAGCGUUUGCAAGAAGCAGACAAGAGGCACAAGGAAGAGUGAUCUACUCGAGUAUACAGACUUGGUUCCUCAAAACUAUAUAAGUAAAGUCUUCUAUUGUUUUCUUACAUCUAAUACCACUAAACCUGAAGAAAACAGUGAGUAUCAAGAACAGUUUGCAGAUAAUAUAUAUCUAUUACAUCAUCAGUGGUCAAUGCUUAUUUCAUUCCUCUCUAACAUUCUCGAUAAUCAUUUCAAGAACAGUCUCAAUCUAUUUUCCAUAAACCAUAUUAAUCUUGAAACUUGUGCGAACCUAUUGAUACAGUUCCUUCAGGAGUUUUCUCUUAUGAUUUCCUCUUUCAUAUGAUAAAAGAGCUUAAUGAAGAUAACUAAACUAGAUUGAAGAUGAAAAGAUAAAAGACAUUCAUAACUUCUGGGACUAUUUAGGUUCUAAAACUGUGGGAACUAAAACUGUAAGGUUUAGGGGUUGAUUGGUAGAGCAUUAACAUAAACAUUGUUUUCUAUUAUCCAAUCAACAUUUGUCAUAGAAGCAUUUAGAAAAACAUUUACCAAAUGCAAAUGCUCUUUUCUCAAUGCUUAAUAUUUUUUACUUUGAAUUCUAUUUUUUUUAAAGUCCAUUCUUAUUUCUUUUUAUCUUAGUUAAAUUUAACGUUUAACCGUUUUUUUUUUGAUGUGUUUUGUUUGUAUAC